AAGCAUCAUCUCGCUCUCCCUCUCUCGACACAGAAGAUGCUGAAGCAUUCUUCCCCUCACCUCCGUCUCUCACUCCGCAGUCUCCUCCCUGCGCCCUCCUCUCGCUCUCCCAUAAUUCCGGUUGCCCGAUUUCCUUACCGGCCGGAGAACUGCUUCCGUUCACUCCUUCGCAGCUCCUUCUACCGUUUCGCCGUCGACGAGAAGUCGUUGCCCGCGGAUGCGCAGACGGAGCCUGGAGCAUCGGGGAUUGAGUCGCCGGAUAAGGAAGGGAAUGGGAGUUGGAUAGGGAAGGACGAUUAUCCCAGCGGUGAGCUCGAAUUUCGGCCCUGCGGGCCGUGGAUGAGCUUCUUGGUGAAGCUUCGGAUGCUCUUCGCCUGGCCGUGGGAGCGCGUUCGCAAGGGGUGCGUCUUGUCGAUGAAGCUGCGUGGACCGGUGUCUGAUCAGUUGCAAAGUCGCUUUUCUUCUAGAUUAUCUCUUCCUCAAAUAUGUGAAAAUUUCAUAAAGGCAGCUUAUGAUCCUCGUAUUUCUGGCAUUUUUCUUCAAAUUGAGCCUCUUGAAUGUGGAUGGGGCAAGAUAGAGGAAAUUAGAAGACAUAUACUGGACUUUAAGAAGUCAGGUAAGUUCAUUGUAAGUUAUGUUCCUGUAUGCCGAGAGAAGGAGUACUACCUUGCCUGUGCAUGUGGAGAGUUGUAUGUGCCUCCUAGUGCAUAUAUCAGUUUGUACGGUUUGAAGGUUGAGGCAUCAUUUCUUGGAGGAGUUUUUGAGAAAAUUGGAAUAGAACCACAAGUACAAAGAAUAGGUAAAUACAAAAGCACAGGAGAUCUACUUUCACGCAAGAGUAUGUCAAAGGAAAACUGUGAAAUGCUGACUACAUUGCUUGAUAACAUAUAUGGAAAUUGGCUGGACACAAUAAGCUCUACCAGAGGGAAGCAAAGAGAUGAGAUAGAGAAUUUUCUAAAUGAAGGAAUUUAUGAAGUACAGCGACUGAAAGAAAAUGGGUGGAUUACAGAUAUAAGUUACGAAGAUGAGGUGAUGGAUUUGUUAAAGGAGAGGUUGGGCCAGAAAGGAAAGAAGCUGCUCACAGUUGACUACAAGAGAUACUCAAAAGUUAGAAAUUGGACACUUGGAUUGACAGGAGGUAAAGAUCAAAUUGCAAUAAUCAGAGCUUCUGGAAGUAUAAGUCGGGUUCGUAGUCCUCUCAGCGGUUCUGGAUCUGGUAUUAUUGCAGACAAGUUCAUUGAGAAGAUCCGUAGUGUUAGAGAAUCCAAAAAAUACAAAGCUGUUGUCAUUCGGAUUGAUAGUCCUGGUGGUGAUGCUCUUGCUUCUGAUUUAAUGUGGAGGGAGAUUAGACUCUUAGCUGAGUCUGUACCUGUUAUUGCCUCCAUGUCCGAUGUGGCUGCAAGUGGAGGGUACUAUAUGGCAAUGGCAGCAGGGGUAAUUGUUGCUGAAAAUCUCACGUUAACAGGCUCAAUUGGAGUUGUUACAGGAAAAUUGAAUCUGGGCAACUUAUAUGAAAGGAUUGGAUUCAACAAAGAAGUUAUAUCGAGAGGAAGAUUUGCUGAGCUGGAUGCAGAACAAAGACCUUUCAGGCCAGAUGAAGCUGAGCUCUUUGCAAAAUCUGCACAGAGAGCGUAUGAGUUAUUUAGAGAUAAAGCAGCUUUCUCUCGAUCAAUGAGUGUAGAUAAAAUGGAAGUGGUUGCACAAGGCAGAGUUUGGACUGGUGGUGAUGCUGCCUCUCGAGGUUUAGUUGAUGCUGUUGGUGGGCUUUCACGAGCUGUUGCCAUUGCAAAAAUGAAAGCCAAUAUACCACCUCGCAGACCGGUUAAACUAGUGGAGCUAACAAAGAGCUCGCCUUCUUUGCCUGAGGUCCUUGGUGGUAUUGGAGGUGCCCUUGCUGGAAUUGACAGAUCUGCAAAAGAGUUGUUGCAGGAGUUGGCUUCAUAUGAAGGGGUUCAAGCUCGAAUGGAUGGGAUCAUAAUUGAGGGAUUAGAAGGUGUUCCUUAUGGGAACUCCAUCUUUUCACUGAUAAAGGAUUAUUUUACCUCUUUCUAGUUCAUAGUAGAUAGCCUCAUCAAACAUUUAGUGGUAGCAUAAUUGCUGCAAAAUUUAUUCCACCAUGGUUCUAAAUGGGUGGGGUACAUGUUUCCCAUAUCCCCUUGGUGCAUUUAUGUAAAUGAGUAUUUCAAAUGUCCAAAAGAAGAUGCACUUUACAAUCGAAAAUUGCCAUGUGACGUCAUGGGCUCUGUUGUAUUAUGAACAAUGCAUUUUUUAUAGUUUUACAUUUGCAGAAAUAAUGUAAGCAUUGUAACUGAUGGUGAAACUGUGCUGCUAGCUAACUUUUUCCUAAAAGCAAGAUAUCUUU
Messenger RNA from Nymphaea colorata (pocket water lily), 2362 nucleotides. RefSeq names its product serine protease SPPA, chloroplastic. Gene Ontology annotation, molecular function: peptidase activity. The transcript has 13 exons. Lineage: Eukaryota; Viridiplantae; Streptophyta; Magnoliopsida; Nymphaeales; Nymphaeaceae. The record is from RefSeq and is a predicted model, not a curated record. Bases 37 to 2052 code for a protein of 671 amino acids. Gene Ontology annotation, cellular component: membrane.